Mesorhabditis belari is the source of this 912-nucleotide messenger RNA. Lineage: Eukaryota; Metazoa; Nematoda; Chromadorea; Rhabditida; Rhabditidae. The record is from the annotation of a GenBank genome assembly.
AUGUCGGUCGUCAAUGUGUACGCGACGUCAUCGACUACCGACAAUUUGUCUCGACAUGAGAUGUUGAUGUGGGUGAACGACUGCUUGCAAGCGCAGUUUUCGAAAAUCGAAGAGAUGCACACAGGAGCUGCCUAUUGCUUGUUCACGGACUUCCUCUUCCCCGGUGCCAUUCAAAUGAAGCGCGUCAAAUGGAACAGCCACUUAGAGUUGGACUGGCUAUCCAACUGGAAGCUUGUACAAACUUCGUGGAAAUCUCUAGGUGUCGACAAAAUUGUGCCCGUCGAAAAGUUAAUCAAGGGAAAAUUCCAGGAUAACUUCGAAUUUCUGCAAUGGUUCAAGAAAUUUUUCGACGCCAACUAUGACGGACAUGAGUACAACGCUUCGGAUGCUCGAGGUGGAGAGCCCCUUCCGAUUGAUCCAAAAGCUGGCGGUGGAGUCUCGAAAAUGCCGACUCGAACAACUAGCAAUUUGAAUACUACCCGGGCGCAACCACGCACCGGAUCAAACACACAAAUUACAGCGGCGGCUCCAAGGAAGAUGACUCAAACGACGAUCAAGCCGGCUGCUCCACAACCAACAGCGGCUGCGCCUCGCCCAUUAGCCCCGAAGACAAACGUGAACGUGCAGAAUGGUCAUUCUGCACCAAGUGCUGCCGCGAGCAAAGAUACGAUCAAGCUAGAAAAUGAGCUGAAAAAUGUACGCACUGAGCUCGACGAGGUCACAAGGCAAUUGAACGAAAGCGACUCAGUGAUUGCAAGUUUGGAGAAGGAGAGAGAUUUCUAUUUCUCGAAAUUACGUCAAAUUGAGAUCGUAUGUCAGGAUAACGAGACAAUCGGAAACGUUGAGGUGUCUCGUGUGUUGAACAUUCUCUACGAAACAGAAGAAGGUUUUGCGGCUCCCGAGGAGCCAGAA